This is a messenger RNA of Morus notabilis, 1145 nucleotides long. Its product is annotated as membrane steroid-binding protein 1. Bases 81 to 746 code for a protein of 221 amino acids. The record is from RefSeq and is a predicted model, not a curated record. Lineage: Eukaryota; Viridiplantae; Streptophyta; Magnoliopsida; Rosales; Moraceae. Gene Ontology annotation, cellular component: endomembrane system; membrane. The transcript has 2 exons.
AGCAGAUAAAAGAGAGAGAAAAUAUCAAUCGCCUGCUCCUCUCUCUCUCUCUCUCUCUCUCUCAUAUCGGCGAAACCAAAAUGGCUCUGCAACUGUGGGAGACACUCAAAGAGGCAAUUCCGACCUACACUGGCCUUUCUCCUGCGACCUUCUUCACCGUGCUCGCUCUCGUUUUGGCCAUCUACUACGUCGUUUCGGGGCUGUUUGCGUCCUCCGAUACCCACCACGAGCGGCCCAGAUCGUUUGAGGAGGUUCCGCCUCUGCCUCCUCCGGUUCAGCUCGGCGAGAUCACCGAGGACGACCUGAAGCAAUACGAUGGCUCCGAUCCCCAGAAACCCUUGCUCAUGGGCAUCAAGGGCCAGAUCUAUGACGUCUCUCAGAGCAGGAUGUUCUAUGGACCUGGCGGGCCUUAUGCAUUGUUCGCUGGAAAAGAUGCUAGUAGAGCUCUUGCCAAGAUGUCUUUUGAAGACAAAGAUCUCACUGGUGACAUCUCUGAGCUUGGUCCAUUUGAACUUGAGGCGUUGCAGGAUUGGGAAUACAAGUUUAUGAGUAAGUAUGUCAAGGUUGGAACUAUCAAGAAGGCCGUUCCAGUAACUGAGUGGUCAACUUCCGGGGAAGCGGAUUCCACUGAAACAAAAGACGAAGCUAAGCCUGCUGAGGGCAUUUCAUCAGAAAAGCCUGCUGCUAAAUCUGAGGAAAGCCCUUCUGAGGAAAUCCCUUCUAAGGUGGAGGCUGCGAAUGAAUGAUUUUUCGAGUCCCACUUUGUACGAGUCGGGAAGAAGGUUUUUUAUGGAGAAACCAUAGACAUGGGGUCUGGUCGUGCAGUUGGUAAAUCUCUGAUCACACAGAACUUCCUAUCUAUAGCGUAGGAUACUUUUGCCAUCAUCAGAUUUUCUUGAAUGUCUACUUAAUUAAUAACUCCAUGAUGGUAAAAUUUGGGUUUUUGUGGGUGCUACAACUUUUGUACUCUGUUUAUUUGGUGUUUAUGCAGUUAACGAACACACUAUAGCUAAAUCGAGGAUGUGUAAUUUGCUGUUUAGCUACAUAAUAAUGUUCUGUCGUUCCAAGAAGUGUUAACAACCGCGUUAAGUUGCAUGUUUUGAACUUUCAGAAGCAUUUCAAUGAUAUAGCAAAUCUUGCUGGGU